This is a messenger RNA of Striga hermonthica, 1464 nucleotides long. The record is from the annotation of a GenBank genome assembly. Lineage: Eukaryota; Viridiplantae; Streptophyta; Magnoliopsida; Lamiales; Orobanchaceae.
AUGGCUCGAAAGCAGUUCCUCCGCGAGCUGCUGGCGGAGGAUCAGGAGCCCUUCCGCCUCAACACCUUCAUCGCCGACCGCCGCCGAUCCCACCUCAACAACCCGCCCUCCCUCCACCUCCGCAAGCGCCGCCCUCCUUCCGCCCUCCGCCGUCACGCCUGCUUCCUCUCCUUCCAAAACUCGCCGGACGCCCGGAAAUCCCCGCUCUUCGUCCCCCCGUCUCCGGCGAAGUGCCCCCGCCUACACGUGCCGUCCCGGACCGCGGCCCUCCUUGUAGAGGCCGCGAUGAGGAUCCACAAGCAUCAUCAGCAGCAGCAGCCCAGGCCCAAGGCCCACGGAGCUAAAACCGUUGGGCUGGGCCUGUUUGGAUCCUUCCUCAAAAGGCUCAAGGACCGCAGCAGCCGGAGCAAAAGGCGUGUUGUCGGGGACAGCGAUUUUAAAUCUUAUAAUGGAAACGCGACUUCGGUUGAGGAAGAUGACGUCAGAGUGUCGGUGUCGUGCUCGUGUAGUAACAACUGGACGGAGAACAACGAGGAUAACAAUAAGUCUCUUGAUUCUGAUGAGGACUCCACUAGCGAUUGUGGCUCUGAGGACAUUAAUAGCGACUUUAAGUGUCGGCAAACGCGCUUUUGUCCGAGCCCGUUUGUGUUCAGUCUCCAAAGAACCCCGUCGUCCCCCGGCCGCCGCACGCCGGAUUUCUGUUCUCCGGCGGCUUCCCCUAGCCGCCGCGUAAAUCAGGAUAAAGAAAAUUACGAAUCGCAUAAAUCAAAUAAUGCGCAAGGAGGAGAAGAAGAAGAGGAAGAUAAGGAACAAUGCAGUCCUGUAUCGGUAUUGGACAACACCCCAUAUGACGACGACGAUGAACAUGAAAAUCGAGACGCGGACGAUUACGUUACGAAAUGCAGUUACGAAAAUGUCCAAAGGGCCAGGCAGCAACUUUUGUACAGGCUCCAACGGUUCGAGAAACUCGCGGAAUUGGACACGACCGAACUGGAGAGGGAAGUACGACAAGGAUCGGACGAUGAGGACCUACACGAGACAGACGAAUCGGACGGUGAUGAGCAAUUGCCAAUGUACGAAGAGCAGAGUACUGUAGAAAACAUACUGACACGAGUUUUUGACAAGUCGAACCUCGGCUACAACUCUAGGAACGUGUUGCCCGACAUGAAGAGGCUCGUGUAUGAUAUAAUAGUCGAGGAGGAUGGGGAAGUUGCUUUCGCGGAAAAUAAUGAUGUCUUGAUUGGCCGAAUUUGUCGAAGAUUGGAUUCGUGGAGGGAGGUCGAGCCAAACACUAUUGACAUGAUGGUUGGGUUCGAUUUCAAGGGAGAGUUUGGUCGGUGGAAGAAAUUUGACGAGCAAUUGGGAGAUGUAUCGACCGAGAUUGAGGUCGCGAUUUAUGGCUUGUUGGUGGAGGAAAUUUCGGACGAGCUCCUUAACAUGGACGGGAAAUGUUUGCAAUUUUAA